AUGGAGAAGGAAAACAAGGAAGAUUACACCCUCAUUCACAUUAGCCACCUCCACCCCCUGCACCUCACCGACAUCCCCCCCGCGGUCGCCGCCGCUCCGACGUGCCAUGCCUGCCGCUUGCGGUGCAGCGGCUCCAUCUUCGAAUGCGCGCCGUGCCGCUUCGCGCUCCACCCACCGUGCGCCCGCCUCCCGAAGAUGCUCCCCCACCCCUCCCACCCGGCGCACCCCCUCUCCCUCCUCCUCGCCCCCGCCUACACCGAUGGCGGCAUCGGCGGCGGCUUCUUCGCGUGCGACGCGUGCCGCCGCGGGGGCGUCGCCUUCGCCUUCCACUGCUCCCACUGCAGCUUCGACCUCCACCCGGCCUGCGCGGCGCUCCCAGAGAGUGUCCACCACCCGUCGCACCCCCACCCGGUGGCGCUCACCUAUGAAUACCCUUUCCCCGCGGGCACACAUUUAGUAUGCGACCUGUGUCGAAAUUCGUGCGACCCCAUGCAGUGGUUUUACGUGUGCAUUGAGUGUCAAUUCGGCGGCCACGUCGGGUGCUUCGUGCCCACGUCGCCGGCCAAGGAGUUUUACCAGCAAACCGGUCCGGUUCAGAAGGAUGCAGCGGCGGCGGCGGCGGAGGCGGAUCAGGCGGCGGUGCUUCUGCGGCAGCAGCAGCAGCAGCUGAUGAAUGCGAUAAGUACGGCAAAUAUGAUGUCGGCGAACGCGAACAACUUCUUGAAGUCGGCGAUGAUGGGGGGGACGAUGCCGGGGUCGACAGUGCUCCGCGACAUGUCGGAGACCAACCUGGAGAUCAACUUCAACAAGCCGGGGAGCGAGCAUACGAGGAGGGAGAGGGAGAAGUUCUACGCCCAGAGGAGGACAUAUUUGAACUGAAGAAGAUGAGGGCUGUGCAUGCGAAAACGAUGCUGAGAACGAAGAAGAGUGUUGACUUUUGAGUUGCAUCUCGUCAUCCUGGUCGUUGAUUUACUUAUUACAGUAACAUUGAUGAACUUGUAUCAUUUAUUUGAUUUGAUAGCUUAAGAACUCAACCUAAACUAGUAUUUGGGGUUUUGCUCAUCUUAGUUGCGUAUUUGUUGGUCAUGAAUAUCGUAAUU
Ananas comosus (pineapple) is the source of this 1100-nucleotide messenger RNA. RefSeq lists its product as uncharacterized. The transcript is spliced from 2 exons. Bases 1 to 879 code for a protein of 292 amino acids. Lineage: Eukaryota; Viridiplantae; Streptophyta; Magnoliopsida; Poales; Bromeliaceae. The record is from RefSeq and is a predicted model, not a curated record.